CCGCCUGGCGACGGGGAGGGGGGACUCGGCCGCUCGCCCCCCCCUCCCCCAGUUCACCGUUCGGGCCGGCGGCAGCGGCCGGAGCUGCGUGCGGGGAAGGAGCCGGCCCGGGCCGGGAAGGGCCUGGAGGUCACCGAACCCUCCCCGGGAGUCCGUCCCGUCCCGUCCCGGCUCCGGCGCUGAUUUUGUCGCACUGAAAGUGUCCUGUCCCCUGUCACCCCGCUCUGCUCUCCCGCCGUGCCCUGCCGCCAGCCCCGCUGACACCUGUGGGAGGUGCGGGAGGCACCGUCCGGGCCGGGUGGGCAUCCCUGACCGUCCCCUCUCUCCGUGAAGAACCGGACACCGGGCAGGAGAUCCCCCGGGAGCAGCCGGGUGUUGGGGCACGGGGGGUCUCCCUGACCCCUCCCGGGAUCAACGGGGGUUGUGUUGUCCUGCACCGCUGACACCCGGAGCAAAGGCGGUGGUGACACAUCAUGUGCCGGGCGCAAUCCCGGUGGAUGAAGGAUGCCCCCGGGAGCUCUCGGUAGGCACCGAAGGCCUCAAACUUUUAUAGGCGAAAGCGAAGACGCAAGAAUUGUUUGGGAAAACUCCUUCAAGGAAACUUGCUUCCAGCUCCCCAACGGCUGAACCCCCGCUGCGGCCCGCGCUCCGGGGGGAGCACGCACCUUCCCACCCCGGCUGGAACCGUGAGCUCCUAGGCAUGGAAAGUCACGAGAGGGACUGGGAGCUGCUCUGGUUCCACGGGGUGGCCUGACGGGCCCGGAGAUGACCUAACUCUGUAGGAUCAAACUGGGCCCAGCCAAGGCCAGCUGACUGGGAAGAGCCCCCGGUAGCGGGACCGGGUCGGAAGCAACGUGAGUCCCGGACUGAGUGUGUCCCGUCACAGAUUUAUGUUCUUUUUCAAAGACUUUCUGGAGCCAGGCCGGGAUCUUUUGGCAUCCAAUUGACCUGGAAGCAGCUCUUAGGUUUGGUUUUUCUUUUCUUUUUUUCCUUCUUUUUUUUUUGUUGGUUGUUUUUUUUUAUUAUUAUUAUUAUUCAUGUUUGUACAAUCUUCUGGAUAUUUUUUUCCCGAGAAGGAGUAAAAAGGGAGUGUUGGAAACUUAACAAAACAAGGAUUAAAGCCUUGAGCGCUUAAAGAAAAAAAAAAAAAAAAAAAACAACAAAAAAAACAGGUUAAGGAACUUAAUCCAGGAUGGAUCUGCAGGAGCCCCAGCAGCUGGGAAUGUUUGCAGAGAGCGAGCUGAUGUCGGUGGGCAUGGACACGUUCAUCCACCGCAUCGACUCCACCGAGGUCAUUUACCAGCCCCGGCGCAAACGGGCCAAGCUCAUCGGCAAGUACCUCAUGGGAGACCUGCUGGGAGAGGGCUCCUACGGCAAAGUCAAGGAGAUGCUGGACUCAGAGACCCUGUGCAGGAGAGCCGUCAAGAUCCUGAAGAAGAAGAAGCUGCGCCGGAUCCCCAACGGGGAGGCCAACGUGAAAAAGGAGAUCCAGCUCCUGCGGAGAUUACGGCACAAAAACGUCAUCCAGCUGGUGGAUGUGUUGUACAACGAGGAGAAACAGAAAAUGUAUAUGGUGAUGGAGUACUGUGUGUGUGGGAUGCAGGAAAUGCUGGACAGUGUCCCAGAAAAGAGGUUUCCAGUAUUUCAGGCUCACGGGUACUUUUGUCAGCUUAUAGAUGGCUUAGAAUACUUGCACAGCCAAGGGAUUGUCCACAAGGAUAUAAAGCCUGGGAACCUCCUGCUAACAACCAAUGGGACACUAAAAAUAUCUGAUUUAGGAGUAGCAGAGGCAUUGCAUCCGUUUGCGGAGGACGACACGUGCAGGACGAGCCAAGGGUCGCCAGCAUUCCAGCCCCCAGAAAUUGCCAAUGGCCUUGACACCUUUUCAGGCUUUAAAGUCGACAUCUGGUCUGCAGGGGUGACACUAUACAACAUCACAACGGGUCUGUACCCUUUUGAAGGGGAUAAUAUCUAUAAAUUAUUUGAAAACAUCGGGAAAGGCGACUACACAAUUCCAGAGGAUUGUGGUCCUCCACUCUCAGACUUAUUGAGAGGAAUGCUUGAAUACGACCCAGCCAAGAGGUUCUCAAUACAGCAGAUAAGGCAGCACAACUGGUUUAGGAAGAAACAUGCUCAGGCAGAGGCGCUGGUGCCCAUCCCUCCCAGCCCUGAGACAAAGGACAGGUGGAGGAGCAUGACGGCGGUGCCUUACCUGGAGGAUCUGCAUGGCUACAAUGAGGAAGAGGAUGAUGACUUGUAUGACAUUGAAGAUGAUAUCAUCUACACUCAGGACUUCACAGUACCAGGACAGGUGCCUGAGGAGGAGGAGGAGGCCGGGCAGAACGGGCAGAGCCGCGGCAGGGGGCUGCCCAAGGCCGUGUGCAUGAACGGGACGGAGCCGGGGCAGCUGAGCAGCGCCAGGGCCAAGGGCGAGCGCCGCGCCAGCGCCUCCUCCAACCCCUCCCGCAAGGCCUGCUCUGCCAGCAGCAAGAUCCGCAAGCUCUCCACCUGCAAGCAGCAGUGAGCUCUGCCCAGCAUCCCUGGGCCCGGGCCAGCCUGUGUCCCCCUCCUUGCCCCAGCUCUGCCUCUCUCCUGGGACUGGACUGUGCUUGCAAUCCAAAAGGAAACCAGAAGAAACCAACCAAGGAGCCCCCCCCCCGUUCCUUCCCUGCCCGCACCCCCUGCUCCGGCCAGCGCCAGGACACGAAGCUGCAGUGGCCACACCCUCCUCCCUGCCCUGCCCAUCCCAUCGGACACCUGGGAGUUGAACUCUGCGGCUGCCGGGACGCUGCCCCCUUCCCCCCCCGAUCACUCUUUGCCAAUCAAGACACUGAUUCUGUUUUUAAUUUUGCGAUGGGAAGGGUGGGAUGAGGGGUCAAGGGGCCCCCUGGCUGUGUAGAGUCGUGCAAAGCCAUUGCCGUGCACUUUAUGUUUUAGACUACUGUUAUAUAUUAUAUAUUUUCCUCUCUCUUUUUUUUUUGUUUUGUUUUAAUUUUUUGUUUGUUUGGGUUUUUUUUGUUUUUUGUUUAUAUUUGCGGUAUAUUUAGAGAUUCCUACACAUCGUGAUGUGUUAAAAUAAACCAGAUGAGGAAAAAAAAAAAAAAAACCAAAAAAAAACAGGUA
This is a messenger RNA of Melospiza georgiana, 3123 nucleotides long. RefSeq names its product serine/threonine kinase 11 (gene STK11). The coding region runs from base 1193 to 2524 and encodes 443 amino acids. The record is from RefSeq and is a predicted model, not a curated record. Gene Ontology annotation, molecular function: protein serine/threonine kinase activity; protein kinase activator activity; ATP binding. Lineage: Eukaryota; Metazoa; Chordata; Aves; Passeriformes; Passerellidae. Gene Ontology annotation, biological process: positive regulation of vesicle transport along microtubule; establishment of cell polarity; DNA damage response. Gene Ontology annotation, cellular component: cytoplasm; nucleus. The transcript is spliced from 10 exons.